Molecule: messenger RNA, 469 nt
Organism: Wallemia mellicola CBS 633.66
Lineage: Eukaryota; Fungi; Basidiomycota; Wallemiomycetes; Wallemiales; Wallemiaceae
Exons: 4
Coding region: 15-434 (139 amino acids)
Biological process (GO): dGTP catabolic process
Cellular component (GO): cytosol
Molecular function (GO): 8-oxo-7,8-dihydrodeoxyguanosine triphosphate pyrophosphatase activity
Source: RefSeq, a predicted model, not a curated record
GAUUAGCUACAACGAUGAUCAAAGUAGGCGUCGGUUGCUUUAUUCUAAACAAAAACAAUCAGAUUCUGAUUGGUAGGAGGCUGAACAGUAUAGGUCAUGGUACACUCGCCCUGCCAGGUGGACACCUCGAGUACGGUGAAUCAUUCGAACAGUGUGCCGCCAGAGAAGUAGAAGAAGAAACCUCACUUAAGCUAGACAACUGGCGGUUUGGUACAGCCGUCAGCAGUAUGACUGAGUCACAACACUACGUCACUAUCUUCAUGUGUGCAAAGCACAAUACUGAUGUUGCACCCGUCACGACAGAGCCUCAAAAGUGCGAGGGUUGGUCCUGGAUUAACUGGGAAGAUCUCAAGAAAAUCCCAUCAGAUCAACUCUUCAAACCACUCAACAUACUCUUCCAAGAAAGAGAAAAUUUUACACCAUCGACUGAAUAAAUUAAUAUGUAUAAUUUUUACAUUCUAUAUAUCCG